AUGUUCUUCGGGAUAAUCGCGGAUUUACUUUCCUCCAUUCUGACCAUCCUUCUUCCCAUCUUCGCUUCCUAUAAAGCUCUUCGUUCAUCGGAUCCAUACCAAUUAGCACCAUGGUUGAUGUACUGGGUGGUUCUCUCCGCCAUUCUCAUGGCUGAGUCGUGGACGUUUUUCAUUCUGGGAUGGUUUCCCUUUUACAGCUGGAUCCGGCUCGGCUUCUUCGCGUACCUGGUUCUCCCGCAGACCCAGGGUGCCCGGAUCCUAUACCAGGGCUAUGUGGACCCUUUCCUGGCACAGCACGAACGUGAUAUCGAAGAAUUGAUCGGUACCCUCCACGAGCGUGCUAAAGCACUGGGCCUCCAGUACUUUUACCAAGUAAUCGACUUUAUCAGGGAGCGCGUGCUGGGUCUUCCUCCGCAGCGUCCGGCAACUCCUCCGCCAGCUACUACAUCUUCUUACGCCCAGUCGCUUCUAUCACGCUUCAACCUCCCCUCGGCCGUGGGCGGCAACAACCCCGCCCCCGCCAAUGACUGGUAUUCGGCCAUCAGCUCUGCUGUGGCCUCUGUGACAGCCCCAGGGAAAAGCCAGGAAGCUCGCGCAGAGGAGCUUUCUGCCAGCGGAUCUCUCCUCCCGCGAGAGUUCGAGUCCAAGUCCCGUGCGGAGAAGGCAAGCUUCUACUCCAACCAGCGUGAUAUGCUGGAUGUGCUCCGUGAUGCCAUCAUGAAGGAGGAGCGUAACCUUAGCAGAGACGAAGACGAAGGUCUUGCUUAUGGCAGUGGCGGCGGCGGCGUACCCCUAAGGAAGAACCGCAGCGAUAACUCGUUCGAUCACAUCGAACAUGAAGAUACCCGCGAUCGAUCACCGCGUCCAAGCGGGGGUUGGUUCGGGACCGGUGACCAACAGCACCCUGGAUCAUCCUCUGGGGUGGAUUUCGCGAUGCAAGCUGUAGAUGCGAUUGCUCGCGCAAGGGACGGUCGCUAG
Molecule: messenger RNA, 978 nt
Organism: Aspergillus versicolor CBS 583.65
Lineage: Eukaryota; Fungi; Ascomycota; Eurotiomycetes; Eurotiales; Aspergillaceae
Product: HVA22/TB2/DP1 family protein
Exons: 2
Coding region: 1-978 (325 amino acids)
Source: RefSeq, a predicted model, not a curated record